AGUUGUUGCUAAGUCGUUGCUGUGAAUAAAUAUAUACGUAGAAUUUUAUUGCGUUUCACUGUUGCCAUCUGAGCUUCUUAUUUAAUUAAGCAUACCGAGAAAUAUGUUCAAGUCGUGCGUGCUUACCUUGUCGCUGCUGCUGACAAUGCAGCUUGGAAUCUGCCUGGAGUUUCAUGAUUGCGGCUCAAAGACGGGAAAAUUCACGCAGGUCACUCUAGAGGGCUGUGACACCACAAAGCCCGAGUGUGUACUCAAAAGGGGCACCAACUCAUCCAUAACAAUAGAUUUCGCCUUGGCUGAGGUGGCUUCAGCAGUGAAGACAGUAGUGCAUGGAAAGGUACUAGGUAUCGAAAUGCCCUUUCCAUUGGCCAAUCCCGAUGCGUGUGUCGACAGCGGCUUAAAAUGUCCACUGGAGAAAGAUGAAACCUACAGAUAUACGGCCCGAUUGCCCGUUCUUAAGAGCUACCCCAAGGUCUCCGUGAUGGUCAAGUGGGAGCUGCAGGAUCAGAACAAUGUGGAUAUCGUGUGCGUUGAGAUACCCGCCAAGAUACAGUAAAAAACUAAAUAAUUUCUCAAUAUCUCUGACAUGAUAUUAAAUUUGCAUGUCUGUGUAUGCUUAUUGUAAUCUAAUUUAACGAAAAUAAAGAAAACUAAAAUUAAUCAA
This is a messenger RNA of Drosophila busckii, 664 nucleotides long. It is a transcript of the gene Npc2a, whose product is annotated as NPC intracellular cholesterol transporter 2 homolog a. The record is from RefSeq and is a predicted model, not a curated record. NCBI's taxonomy places the organism in Eukaryota, Metazoa, Arthropoda, Insecta, Diptera, Drosophilidae. The transcript has a single exon. The coding region runs from base 104 to 556 and encodes 150 amino acids. Gene Ontology annotation, molecular function: sterol binding. Gene Ontology annotation, biological process: intracellular cholesterol transport.